This is a messenger RNA of Polyodon spathula (Mississippi paddlefish), 1924 nucleotides long. Its product is annotated as GA-binding protein subunit beta-1-like. The transcript has 9 exons. Gene Ontology annotation, cellular component: nucleus. NCBI's taxonomy places the organism in Eukaryota, Metazoa, Chordata, Actinopteri, Acipenseriformes, Polyodontidae. Gene Ontology annotation, biological process: positive regulation of transcription by RNA polymerase II. The record is from RefSeq and is a predicted model, not a curated record. Gene Ontology annotation, molecular function: transcription cis-regulatory region binding; protein binding. Bases 173 to 1480 code for a protein of 435 amino acids.
GCGUCGUGACGCCGCCAUCUUUGAGCCUGCGCUAUAAUAAUAUUAUUAAAAAAUUUAAAAAAUUAAAAUAAAUAAAAGUUUGUAUUUGUAAUAAAAGACGCAGAGGGCGGGCAGACGCUGCUUUGAAGCGAGGCGUCGCGGUCGAGCGGCUCCCCUCCAGCGAGCUGUCGCGAUGUCACUGGUGGAUUUGGGAAAGCGUUUGUUAGAAGCAGCUCGGAAAGGCGAGGACGAUGAAGUCAGAACGCUAAUGGCAAACGGUGCUCCCUUCACGACAGACUGGCUAGGAACGUCUCCCCUCCAUCUAGCAGCUCAGUAUGGGCACUACUCCACAGCAGAGGUGCUGCUCAGGGCCGGUGUCAGCAGGGACGCCCGGACCAAAGUAGACCGGACCCCCUUACACAUGGCAGCGUCGGCGGGCCACUCUGACAUCGUGGAGCUGCUGAUCAGGAAUGGAGCAGACAUCAAUGCCAAAGACAUGCUGAAGAUGACAGCUCUUCACUGGGCAGCGGAUCACGGGCACAGGGAGUCGGCUGAGCUGCUGGUGAAGUACGGGGCCGACGUUCACGGGCUGAGCAAAUUCGACAAGACCCCCUUCGACAUCUCCGCUGACAACCGCAACACAGAGCUGAUGCUGCUGCUGCAGGACGGAAUGCAGAACCAGCUGGACUUGAACCCGGAUCGCUCGGUCCCGGUCAGCAAUGCCGUGACCCUCUCCACCCCGCAGUUCAUCUUCUCGUCGGGAGGAGUGCUGAACCUCUCCGAUCUCGUCUCCUCCUCCACCACGAAGACUACCUCAGGUGAAACGACAGUCUCUUCCACCUCUGUGCUGGCAACACUAGCAGCUCUGGCAGAAGCAUCAGGGCCAAUGUCAAAUUCAAACAGAUCAGGUGACUCGGAGGAGGUGAUCACGGUCGACUCGGUGGAUUCCGCGAUACAGCAGAUGGUGAGCGGUGGAGGUCAGCGGGUCAUCACCAUAGUAACCGACCAGCACGGCAACCUGCAGACCAGCGGGCUCGGGCAGCAGUUCAUAGUGACCAUGCAGGACGGACAGCAAGUGCUAACGCUCCCGGCCGGUCACAUCACAGAGGAGGUGGUGGAGGAGGACCAGCCCGUCCCGGCCAAGAAGAGGAGACUGGAAACGCCGCUGAAUCACACGGCGCUAAACGACAAGCAUCCUCAGACUGGGACAGAAGCCCAUAAAGACCGCCUGGAGAGGAAGGAGCUUCAGAAGCAGCUCCAUGCAGCGAACUGCCAGGCGCAGGAGUACCGACAGCAGCUCCUGAGGAAGGAGCAGGAGGCUGAACAGUACCGGCUCAAACUGGAGGCCAUGGCCCAGGUGCAGAGCAAUGGGAAACAGGAGGAGGAGGAGGAGGGAGCGGGGCUAGGGGUGCAGGAGGAGGAAGUGGUCACUGGCCUCCCCGAGGGGGCCAUCGUCGUCAAAGCAGAGGAGCUGGAACAGGAAGAGGAAGUGACGCUUUAGUUUCCUGGAAAGGAAGUUGACUUUAGCAUCACCCCCCCUCCCCCUCCUUCUGCUAACAUCAAAAGUGACCCCGUUUUCUGCCUUGUAAACCUGAGAGCAAAAAUAUUCCCUGAACAAAAACAUAAAUUGUUUGGGAGGGAGAGAUGGAAAAGCCUUUUAAAGCAGCCCUCUUUAAAUAAUAAUAAUUAAAAAAAAAUAUCACUUAUAACCACCACUGCAGACAUUCCUAGAGUCAGUAGACCCUGUGAUGACUGAAGCCUUGAAUAAGACCCUGUCCAAUUGUGCACCAGAGGCAUGUCCUGUUCCGAUUUCACAGUCUGUUUGCACCCUCCUACACUUGCUCCACCUUUUGAAACCACAGAAACAAAUGAUUAUUUAGCAGAUGCUUUUAUCCAGAGCGACUUGGAGAGACGGGGGGGGGGUUGGGUGAACUCUGCAUCAACA